AUGUCUUCCAAUAACCAUCUCCUAACCCUUCCAACCCAAAUGCACUUUUCAGUUACGUUCUGUCAUCCCUACCACCUUAUCGACCACAAUUCGAUCCAUCAAUUUACUCUCAAAACCAAAUGUUUGUGUUCAGCCGUUUCCCUAUGUCGACGACGACAACGAGUGUACGAGACGAGUAGUUCUUUGUCCUCCUCCACUCCUUUUCCAUCGUUCAUUUCCAGCAGCUAUAUCAUAAAAUUAUUAAAUUUUGGACUUGCACCCAAGACACCAAAUGUUGGUUUUCCUAAACCAGACCCUAAACAUGCUGAGACCAUUCACGCGUUGCCACGUGGACUCUCUGGGAAAAACAUAUCAGCCAAAGAACGCAAAGCUGGACGUGUCCCAAGUAUUGUGUUUGAGCAAGAAGAUGGACAACAUGGAGGCAACAAAAGGCUGAUUUCUGUUCAGAAUAAUCAAAUCAAGAAACUUGUAAAUCAUCUUGGAACUUCUUAUUUUCUUUCACGCCUCUUUGAUCUUGAGGUGAGGGCUGAUGUUGAAAGUGAUGAUGUUAUUGAGAAAGUUCGUGUCUUGCCUCGAUUGCUUCAUCUUCAUGCUGCUACAGAUGCUGUGCUGAAUGUGACAUUUGUAAGAGCACCAUCUCAUGCUUUAUUGAAGGUUGAUGUUCCACUUGUGUUUAUUGGAGAUGAUGUGUCCCCUGGGUUGAAAAAAGGGUCUUAUCUAAACAUCAUUAAAAGAACAGCAAAGUUCAUAUGUCCAGCGGAUAUAAUCCCUCCAUUUAUUGAAGUGGAUUUAAGCGAAUUAGACGCGGAUUGCUGGUGCAAGGGCUUCUUUAGAACAAAAGAAGUCCAAAUAAUCACUACCAUUUAUUUUCUCAAGGAAAGACGGUAUGGAUUUUGGUUCGAAAUUUUCCUUCAGUCCCAAUAAAGUUAAAAUGGUGUUUUGUUGGCUUGUUUUUUACUGCAUGGAAUUUUGUCACCCUAUUUAAGUAGUGUUUUCAGGGAUAGGUAUUUUGUUGGAUUAAAGUUUUAAUAUAAAAUUAAGAUAACUAGUGAAAGAUUGAUUUCAAGAUUAUUUAGGGUCUAUUAUUGUUUGUGAUCAAUGUUUGAUACGUGAGACGUGACUAGAUUUGACUGGAU
Messenger RNA from Lactuca virosa, 1136 nucleotides. Lineage: Eukaryota; Viridiplantae; Streptophyta; Magnoliopsida; Asterales; Asteraceae. The record is from the annotation of a GenBank genome assembly.